Vanrija pseudolonga is the source of this 1617-nucleotide messenger RNA. RefSeq names its product Serine--tRNA ligase, mitochondrial (gene dia4). The transcript has 3 exons. Gene Ontology annotation, molecular function: tRNA binding; ATP binding; serine-tRNA ligase activity. Bases 138 to 1583 code for a protein of 481 amino acids. The record is from RefSeq and is a predicted model, not a curated record. Gene Ontology annotation, cellular component: mitochondrion. NCBI's taxonomy places the organism in Eukaryota, Fungi, Basidiomycota, Tremellomycetes, Trichosporonales, Trichosporonaceae. Gene Ontology annotation, biological process: mitochondrial seryl-tRNA aminoacylation.
CCGAACCUAGUCUAGCCUAGCACUCCGGACUUGCCGAUGACGGCCGACCGAUCGAGUUGAACCCCAUCACAUGUCGCCAACUUUUACCUCCACUUCUGCUCUCCACUCGCUCGCUCGUGCACACAACAGUCCCAGUGAUGCGGGGACUCACCGCCCUCCGCGCCAGCGCCUGCCGGCGGCCCGUAGCCCGCGCGUUGUCAACAAGUGCGCGCGCCUCAGCCCCGCUCGCCAAGCCGCGGAUCGACUACGCGCGCUUCCUCUCGGACCCAGAAGCGACGUCGCGGAACAUUGUCGAGCGCGCGCUCCCCCUCGCGGCGGACCACGUCGAGCGGCUGCGCGCCGCGCGCGAGGCGCAGCUCGGCGCCGAGCACUCUUUGAAUGACGCGCGCGCCGCCCAAGGUGUCGCGUCCGCCGUUCUCAAGGACAAGAGCAAGACUGGCGCCGAGAAGCAGGUCGCUAUCGCACACGCCAAGCUCCUCAAGGACGAGGUCCAGAAGCUGGAAGCCGCGCACGCCGAGGCCGAGCGCGCGCUGCUCGAACUCGCGCUCGUGCUCCCCAACUUUUCUCACCCCGCCACUCCCAUCGGUGCGGAGGAGAACGCGACGCUGCUGGAGAGCUUUGGCCCCGCGCCGCUCCCUACGUCCGAGGCGCGCGACCACGUCCGCGUGACAGAAGCCUACAGGUGGCUUGACCCCGCGGCGUCGGCGACGACGACGGGGUCGUCCUGGCCGUUCCUCCUCGGUGCGACCGCGCAGCUCGAGCACGCGCUGAGCGGGUACGCGCUCUCGACGGCCAUCAAGCACGGGUACACGCCGGUCUCGCCGCCCGAGGUCAUCUCGGCGGACGUGGCGUGGCGCUGCGGCUUCCAACCGCGCGACGGCGACAACGGGCCGCGGCAGACGUACUUUCUCGAAAGCGAGCACGGCGACCACGCGCACAAGCAGCUGUGUCUAGCGGGCACGGCCGAGAUCCCCCUGGCCGCGAUGAACGCCGGCCGCACGCUCGCGCACGCGCAGCUGCCGGUGCGCUACGUCGGCGUCGGGCGCGCGUUCCGUGCUGAAGCCGGCGCACGCGGCGCCGACACGCGCGGCCUGUACCGCGUCCACCAGUUCACCAAGGUCGAGCUGUUCGCGAUCACGGCGAGCGGGGGCGGGAAGAGCGACGCGGUGAUGGAGGAGAUUAGGGGGAUACAGAAGGAGAUUGCGGAAGGGUUGGGGUUGAGUGUGAGAGUCCUCGACAUGCCGACCUCAGAGCUCGGAGCGUCUGCGUCGCGCAAGUACGACAUGGAGGCGUGGAUGCCCGGGCGCGGCAAAUGGGGCGAGAUCACCUCGACGUCGAACUGCACAGAUUACCAGGCGCGCAGGCUGGGGAUCCGGUACAAGGACGGCGACGGGCUGCACUUUGCGCACACUCUGAAUGGGACUGGCGCGGCUGUCCCGCGCCUCAUUGUCGCGCUGCUUGAGAAUGGGGUGCGGCUCGGCGCUGAGGGACAGGUCGAGGGGGUCGACUUGCCUCAGGUUCUGAGAGCAUUCUGGCUCGGGCCGGAGAAGGACGGCGACGGGGACGUUAUUCGCUGGGUUUAGGGAGCACUGGCACGUAGCAUACACCAUUCUGCAU